AUGAUGCAGAUGUCGGUGAGACGUUUUUCGUUAAGGAGCGUGGUGCAAAGAUCGCUGGCGGGAGGAGGUGAACCAGUUCAGAAUGAUUCUUCUAGUUCAAGUUCAGCAACAGAAUCAGAUUGGGGGCCAUCGGAUGAUACAGAGACAGAGUUGGAUAGUGAGAGUGUGACAUUAUCACUUGAAAACGAUGGUCAGUCAGAAGCAAUAGAGUCAAGGCAUACUUCUCCAGAGCAAAGAGAACUUGUGAACCAAGCGACAAAUCCAAUGUUGACGAUGAUGCAUGAUAUGCUCACUUACUUGAAGGACGAAAGGCAAGCAGCAACAAAUGGUACAUCAGGAAGCUCGACAUCUCCAGACUUCCUGAAGAUCGUAACGAUGAUCAAAAAUCUUGGAUCAACACAUUAUGGUGGAGGAACAAAUCCAUUUGAUGCUGAUAGUUGGUUGCAAAACCUGGAGAAAAACUUUGCAGCCACUCGAUGUCCUGAAGAUUACAAAAAGGAUGUCUCAGAGUUUACAAGAAAAUAUUUCCCACCGGAGACAAGAGAUAGAUUGGAGGCUCAGUUCUUGAGGUUAGAACAAGGGAAGAGAAGCGUCAGAAACUACGAGUUAGAAUUCACAAGACUAAGGAGAUACGUCAAAUAUGGCCAAGACGAUGAAGCUGCGAUAACAAGGAGGUUCAUGCAUGGGUUAAGACCAGAACUUCAUAGUCGACUUCAAGUGGUAGAAUACAUAUCUUAUCUUGAGUUGGUGGAGAGAGCCGUAAAUGUAGAAGCAGCCGUCAUUGCAGAGGAAGAAGUGAAAUCACAAAACCGCAAGAGAAGAUAUGAUGGAGAUACGCAAGGAGAACCAAAUAAUUAA
Microthlaspi erraticum is the source of this 858-nucleotide messenger RNA. The record is from the annotation of a GenBank genome assembly. Lineage: Eukaryota; Viridiplantae; Streptophyta; Magnoliopsida; Brassicales; Brassicaceae.